Messenger RNA from Vigna angularis (adzuki bean), 1154 nucleotides. RefSeq names its product ribonuclease MRP protein subunit POP4-like. Lineage: Eukaryota; Viridiplantae; Streptophyta; Magnoliopsida; Fabales; Fabaceae. Gene Ontology annotation, biological process: tRNA 5'-leader removal; rRNA processing. Gene Ontology annotation, molecular function: ribonuclease P RNA binding. The transcript has 7 exons. Gene Ontology annotation, cellular component: ribonuclease MRP complex; ribonuclease P complex. The record is from RefSeq and is a predicted model, not a curated record. Bases 212 to 727 code for a protein of 171 amino acids.
GUAUAUUUUAAACUUAUCACUUCAAUAUAUAUGGACAAAGUGAUGUUACUAAUUAUUUGCAGAAAUUGAAGAUGGUCUCGUAUAUGCCCAACUUUCUGUGCCUGUAAAUGUCAAUCUGCUCCCAUAUAGUGAGUUUUCCACCGAAAGAAGAGGUUCGAUUGAUGGCAUAUUGCAUGAGCUUCUUCAGAAGGGAGAUGCUGCACAAAAGUACAUGCAAGGAUCUGGAAACAUGAAAAUUGACAACUGGAUCCUUCUUGAUAAUUUUGUACAAGGACGGGUGCUUUCUUCUAGCUCUCAAACUAGAGCUUUGCAAAUCCAUUCAAAACGCUCUAAGAAACACAUGUCUAUGAGACAGCAUAAAAAGUGUGGAUCAUUAUAUCUUCCUCAAGAGUUCCAAAAAUUCGAUAUUUUCAAGCCAAUGCAUGAAAUGUGGAAAGAUUACCUAAUGUUGCUUCUUAAAUCAACUGGGAAGAAUCAACUGACUCAAUGUCUCCUAGGUGCAGAUCUACAUGGUGCUUUCAUUUUAGUUGUGAAGUGUAAAAUAACUUAUUUUACAAGAAUUCACGGCAUCAUGAUUCGUGAAACUGCAGAAGCUUUUGGGAUAAUUACUGAAGAUGAUAAAUUUCGAGUUGUUCCCAAAAAGGGUUCUGUAUUUGUAUUCCAAGUUGAUUGCUGGAAAGUCACUCUGCAUGGAGAUAAACUUGGUUCAAGAAAGGUCGGAUUGUGAUAUUGGUGAUGAUCCUUCUACUGUAGGUAACAACAUCUUGGCCCUUUUCUAUCGGUUUUUGAUGAGACAGAAUAUCCGUAAACCCCUGUGCAUUUUGAAAGUCUUGAGCUACGGAAUGUUGAUUGGAUUGUGGCAGUGGAGAAGUUGGAGAUUGCUUAAGGGUUAGUUGCUGGAAAGACGGUGAAUGACAGUGACUUUGACUUAUUAGUGGACACAUGCUAGUCUUUCUGUGCUGGUUUGAACUUCUCUCGUCUUAAUAAGUCGUUGUAGAUUUUGGUCCUGCUAGUUACAAGAUUGCCGGUUUUUGUCUGCAAUUGAACUCUCCAUUUCUUUCUUAAUUACAAAGUGGAGAGGAAUUCUGAGGAGGAAGAAAUAUGUUUAGCCGUCACUCAACAAAAAUUAAUUAAAUUAUAUUGAAUUAUACGAA